Messenger RNA from Botrytis cinerea B05.10, 1221 nucleotides. RefSeq lists its product as hypothetical. Bases 225 to 1103 code for a protein of 292 amino acids. NCBI's taxonomy places the organism in Eukaryota, Fungi, Ascomycota, Leotiomycetes, Helotiales, Sclerotiniaceae. The transcript is spliced from 4 exons. The record is from RefSeq and is a predicted model, not a curated record.
GUGUAGUGACGUAUGGAACUAGUAAACAUAUAUCAGAUUAAGGAGCAAGUACUCCGGUGCAUAAGGUAGGUACGAACAAAAGAAUAAGUAAUGUAUUUUUUCGAUUUUUAAAUAUAAUUCCUCUUGAUUUCUUCUAACCUUCCUACUACAUCUUCAAAAACAAAAAAAACCCCCCAAAAUCGUCUCUUUUCUUUCAAAUUCUAUUCGCAACUCAACACGAAAAGAUGGUUGGUACAAAUGAACUUCGAGCUGAGAAUCUCUUCUCUAUGAAGAAUGAUGUUUGCGUCAUCACAGGAGGUGGAACUGGUAUUGGAUUAAUGGCAGCCCAAACAUUAGCUGCAAAUGGAGCAAAAGUAUACAUCACAGGUCGUCGAAUGGAAGCUCUAGAAAAUGCAGCCAAGCAACACUCUCCCACGUCAGGAGGUUCUAUUAUCCCAAUUGGACCCUGUGACGUGACCAGCAAGAAAGAUCUCGAAAACCUCGUUUCCGAAAUCAGCAAGAAGGAGAAAUACAUCAGUCUCCUGCUCGCAGGGGCGGGGAUUUCGGGGCCCAAAGCCGAGCCCAAUUCCUCGGACGCCGUCGAGCUGAAGGAUAAACUGUUCAAUUCGGAAAGUUUCGAGGAAUGGGGCACCACGUUCAACACGAACGUUUCGGCUGUCUAUUUCACCACGGUGUGUUUUCUGCCGCUGCUGCAGGCGGCUCACAAGUUCCAUGGGCGCAUGUCGAGCUCUGUUAUUGUGAUUAGUAGUAUGAGUGGCAUUAUGAGACAUGCGCAGGGACAUUUCUCGUAUAAUGCCGCGAAGGGCGCGACGGUGCAUUUGAGUAAGCUGAUGAGUUAUGAGUUUAAGGAGAUUGGAGUUAGGGUGAAUAGUAUUGCGCCCGGAUACUUUCCGAGUGAGAUGACGACGGGGGAGAGUGAUGAGACGCAGAAGAGUUAUUUGGAUGAGGAGAAGGUGCAGCAGAAGGGUCAUGUGCCUAUGCAGAGGGGUGGAAGUGACGAGGAAAUGGCAAUGGCUGUGUUGUUUUUAUCGAAGAAUAACUAUGUUAAUGGAGAGAUUAUUGCGGUUGAUGGUGGUGUUCUUUUGGAUGUUCCGGGAAGGUAAUUCAUGAGAUGAGAUGAAGUAAGAUUGAGGGAGAGAGACAUUCACAUCGUACCUAGAAGUCGAUGAGACAGAGAUAGAUAGACGUAAUCAGGAGAACAUAAAUAAGCUUUUAACGGCA